Molecule: messenger RNA, 2970 nt
Organism: Tigriopus californicus
Lineage: Eukaryota; Metazoa; Arthropoda; Copepoda; Harpacticoida; Harpacticidae
Product: tubulin polyglutamylase ttll-4-like
Exons: 3
Coding region: 174-2735 (853 amino acids)
Biological process (GO): microtubule cytoskeleton organization; protein polyglutamylation
Cellular component (GO): cilium
Molecular function (GO): tubulin binding; tubulin-glutamic acid ligase activity
Source: RefSeq, a predicted model, not a curated record
CCAGCCGAGGUAAGCUGCCCAUUGCCGAAGCUCAUCGAAAUUCUUCGCUCACCCCGAAAAAUUGACGAAAUUCUGAGUGUCAGAAAUGAUGGGUAUGGCCCACCAGUGACUUGAACUUGCGCCCCACACAUUGAGAUCCAGAGAGAGAGAGAGAGAGAGAGAGAGAGAGAGCUAUGGAUCCCAAAGGAGGUGUCCAAGAGCAUCCUUCUUCUUCUUCCUCCUCGUCCACCUGGGCUGGUCAGCUACAAAAAGCCGUCAAUUUGAACAAACGCCACCACGCCCACGUGGAUCCGGGUCAGGAUGACACCUACCUCAUGGCCAAUGCGGUAAACAGUGAGCCCGACUCAGGUGAAAUGGCUUUGAGUGGGCGGGGUGCGACUUUGGGAGCCAAGAAACCCCGGGAAAUGCCCAUGGACGAAGAGGACAACGAUUCGGACUAUACGGACUUUGAAGACGAACUCGAUGAAUUCACCGUUCCCGGUGACAUGGACGAUUACUUGGAUGAUAUGGAUGAAGCCGUGGAUGACGACCAACAGAGUACGACCUCGACUAAAACCACCAUGUCCACUGGUUCGGUGGGUUCCAAUACCCCCUCCUUGGUGGGCGAGAAUCUCGAGAAUUUCUCGUUGGGUGAAGGUGGCAAUGAAACCAAGAAUCGGAUCGGCAUCGGCGGACCCUUGGUCAAAAGCACGGAACCGCCGCUCAAGCGAAGUCUGUUUUCCCACGUCCCGCCCAGUAUCAAUUUUGUGCAUCACAACGAGGUGCCGGAGACGCCUUUGCCCGCAGAUUUGCGGAAGAACCUCCGCUGGAAACUAAGCACCAUCACACCCGCUGUUGUCAAAAAGGUGGUGACGAACUCAGGAUUUCGAUUGAUGCGGAAGACUUGCUCUGAAUGGGGAGGUACUUGGGGCAAGCACAUGAAGAGCCCACUCUUCAAGGAUCUCAACGAGACCCAAAAGAUCAACCACUUUCCCGGUACCUUCAAUAUCGGCCGCAAAGACAGGCUAUGGAAGAAUUACCAUAAGUUGCGGAGCAAACACGGCAAGGGCGAAUUUAGUUUCCUGCCGCGAACCUUUUGCCUUCCGGCUGAUACGAAAAUCUUACGUAAAGUGUGGGAAAAACGUGGAAUCAAAGCCAAAUGGAUUGUCAAACCUCCAGCUAUGGCUCGAGGAACGGGCAUUAAGGUAGUGAACAAAUGGAACCAGAUUCCCAAGACUCGCCCACUCAUCGUUCAACGCUACAUCGCCCGACCUCAUUUGAUCAACAACACCAAAUAUGACCUUCGAAUUUACGUGCUCAUGACCAGUUUGAAUCCGCUCCGCAUCUACCUCUAUGACGAGGGUUUGGUUCGCUUCGCCUCCAACGUCUACAACACUGAUAGCAGCUCGUUGGCCGAUGUGUUCAUGCAUCUGACCAACUACAGCAUCAACAAGAAUAGCACCACGUACAUCCCCAAUGAAGAUUCCGAGGCUCGCCACGGGCACAAAUGGACGCUCGGAUCCUUGUGGCAGUACUUUGCCGAGGUGGGAAUCGAUCACAAACCCGUGUGGGAUCGGAUCAAGGACAUGGUCAUUAAAACCAUCAUCUCCGCCGAGCACUCCAUGACCCCGCUGAACCGGGCGAAUCUGAGUUCGCAUUAUUGCGGCUAUGAGUUGUUCGGUUUUGACGUGCUUCUGGACGCUGAUCUCAAACCUUGGCUGAUCGAGGUGAACAUCUCGCCCUCGCUGCACUCUUCCUCGCCUCUGGAUCUGGAUGUCAAAAGUCCCCUGGCCACGGAAGUGUUCAAUAUCGUCCGCUAUCACGUGCCCAACAAAAUCCCGGCCAAAUCCCAGAGGGCCAUUCUCAAAAAGCUCCACAUGGAGGACUUGUCGACCUUGUGUCUCGAGCCCAAGCUCUACACGCGUGACUUGUCCAAGGCCGACAAGGCCAAGCAGAACCGAAUGAUGGCCUUCGCAGAGGACCGGGAUGCAUAUUUGGAUCCCAUCCUUGAGCGACUUACACCCGAUGAUGUUCGAUAUUUGAUCCGAGCCGAAGACGAAUUUGCGCAUCUCACGCACUUUUCGCGCAUCUUUCCCACCCAAGACAGCCACAAAUAUUUCAAGUACUUCCAAAGCCCACGCUAUCACAACAUGUUGUUGGAUGCGUGGGAACACAAGUAUGGGGAUUGUCGAGUGGCCGGGAUUGACCGUUUGGAGCAGCUUUGCCAAGAGAAGGUUCACAUCAAAGUGCCCAGUGCCAACAACAAACAAAUCGACGUCUCUGUUCUCAAGGGUCCAACGAGUGACGUGGCCACAACCAAAGAUCUCACGGAGACAUCCUUCGCCGGUUUGAAGGCCACUAAGAGAGCCUCGGUUGUGGCCAAACCUCUAAAUGUGAAGCCUAAUUUUUGCCCCAUUUCCUUGGGUCGGAGUAAAACCUUGUCCUCAGUGCAGAAGUCGUUGGGUUUGUCAUCGCCUGAACCCAUGUCCAUGGACUCUGAUGAUAAGUCCCGAUCCCCCAGUCCCAGAGAAUCUCGAGGGAAAUCCUGUCCCAAUGAACUGCCGAGUAAUCAGACCACCGUGAUGGAUAAUAAUGACGCAUUGCCUUUCAAUGGUCCUGCGACUGAAGCCCUUUCAAGCAAUAAUCUCAACUAUCGUUCUAGGGAAGAUGACAACACAAAGCCUUGUAUCAGGAUCGACUUGGAACUUUCAUCGUUCCAAUUCAAAACUUCACCGUCAUCGCCUCCGACCUCUUGAACUUUGAACGACAUUCAUACUUCCUGAUUCCUUAGCUACCAACCAUUUCUAUAAGUCUAGGAAUUUCUCGCCCCCCUCCCCCGCCCCCCACCAGAACUAAAACUACUAUGAGUCAACUCUUGCUCAACUCUUGCCAAAAUUGGGUCCAGAAGCGCCAGUGGCGUCUUUUAACAGAACACUGGACUUGUCGAAGGGCGAUAAUAAAAGCAAUUCUUCUCAUUCUCUUUUGGCAAAA